CUUCUUCGUCGUCUUCUCUGACGACCGCGACCGCCGGCCGGGAAGACCUCCAAACCCUAGACCGCCGGCGACGACGCGAUGGCACGCUACGACCGCGCGAUCACCGUGUUCUCCCCCGACGGCCACCUCUUCCAGGUCGAGUACGCGCUCGAGGCCGUCCGCAAGGGCAACGCCGCCGUCGGCGUCCGCGGCACCGACACCGUCGUCCUCGGCGUCGAGAAGAAGUCCACCCCCAAGCUCCAGGACUCCAGGUCGGUGCGGAAGAUCGCGAGCCUGGACACGCACAUCGCGCUGGCGUGCGCGGGGCUCAAGGCGGACGCCAGGGUGCUCAUCAACCGCGCGCGGGUCGAGUGCCAGAGCCACCGCCUCACCGUCGAGGACCCCGUCACCGUCGAGUACAUCACGCGCUACAUCGCCGGACUGCAGCAGAAGUACACCCAGAGCGGUGGGGUCCGCCCCUUCGGCCUCUCCACCCUCAUCGUCGGAUUCGACCCCUACACCGACAAGCCCGCCCUGUACCAGACCGAUCCAUCCGGUACCUUCUCCGCUUGGAAGGCCAACGCCACGGGGAGGAACUCCAACUCCAUGAGGGAGUUCCUGGAGAAGAAUUACAAGGACACCUCCGGCAAAGAGACUAUCAAGCUUGCAAUCCGUGCUCUCCUGGAGGUUGUCGAGAGUGGUGGAAAGAAUAUUGAGAUUGCAGUGAUGACAAAGAAGGAUGGUCUUCGCCAACUCGAGGAGGCUGAAAUCGAUGAAUAUGUUGCUGAGAUUGAGGCAGAGAAGGCUGCAGCUGAGGCUGCAAAGAAGGGUGCCCCAAAGGAAACCUAAUUCUUCAAUGUACUGAAUUUUCAUUCCAUCAAAAUUUGUAGUGCAUUACUUGUAUUCCACAGCACAGUUUUUAAUUGUUCUAGAGGAAUGUUAGAUUGUUCAGUGAGAGUGAGUGCUUCUAUUGAUUAGCACCCCAGGAUCCCUUAGACUCAAAUGCCUUGUGAUGUACUCGUUUUCUAUAUACCUUCUUUUGAACAAAAGGCUUCAUAGGCUGUGAAUCCAUACUUCACAAGUCUUAAGGUUAGCUGACAAAUCUUGUGCAGC
Molecule: messenger RNA, 1092 nt
Organism: Oryza brachyantha (malo sina)
Lineage: Eukaryota; Viridiplantae; Streptophyta; Magnoliopsida; Poales; Poaceae
Product: proteasome subunit alpha type-7-B
Exons: 3
Coding region: 79-828 (249 amino acids)
Biological process (GO): ubiquitin-dependent protein catabolic process
Cellular component (GO): proteasome core complex, alpha-subunit complex; proteasome core complex; nucleus
Source: RefSeq, a predicted model, not a curated record